UAAAUACCUCUGUUUAAAAAAGUUAACGGUGCAAGUGAUGAACGAGCACGGAAGACAAACAUCGUUGCGGCCGUCCAUCGACGUCAGUCACUCAAGAAAAUAUUGCGAAAGUCGAGAAAAUUGUAUUGAGCGAUCGAAGAGCUACCAUCCGGUACUUAUAUUACGAUACUAAUAUGGAAGUAUUCAAUCCAUAUUGAAACAAUCUUUAAAUAUGAGAAAAGUCUUCGCAAGAUCGGUGCUGAGAAUGUUAACCGACAGUCAGAAACAAAAUCGACUUGACAUUUCGAAGAUAUUGUUGGACAAGUUUCAAGAAGAUUCUCAAAACUGUUUAUCUCGUUUCGUAACAAUGGACGAAACGUGGGUCCAUCAUUUUGAUCUCGAGACAAAACAGCAAUCUCCGCAAUGGAAACGGCCAUCAUCACCGACCCCGAAAAAGUUUCGUGUCGUGGCAUCAGCUGGCAAGGUUACGGCCUCAAUAUUUUGGGACUCAGAAGGGAUAUUGUUGAUUAAUUACCUGGAGCGUGGAACCACUAUUACAGGUCAAUAUUAUGCAGCUUUAUUUUCCAAGUUGAGGAAUGCCAUCAAAGAGAAAAGGAGAAGGAAACUUGGAAGGGACGUGCUGUUUCAUCACGACAAUGCAUCCACGCACAGGUCGGCAGUUGCAAUGGCUGUCAUUCAGACAUUACCAGGCGACGUAACUUUGGAUUUCAUUUUAAACACAAUAAAAUUUGCGCCCACCUUACAUUCUUCCUAUGGUGCAGACCCGGAACAGAGAAAGAAGCUUUACAAGUUGCAGAGUGUAUUGGAUCUUAACCAGAUUGCUAUCGAAGAAAUGUAUAGAAGAAUAUCUCCAGCGUAUAGAUGUGAUAAUAUAAUACAGAGAUGCCUGUGGAAAAACACAAUUUAUCGUUGUGAUCAAUUGUUUCAACCGGUGUUUACGGUACUUAAUUUGUGCUGUACUUUUAAUUACUUUGCUGUAGAGGAAAAAACGAAAACUUUCAAGCGUCCCAACGUUUUAGUGAAUACACCUUUGCCGAGACGCGUUGCCUCAUGUGGUUACCAAACUGCGUUAACAGUUCUAAUUAAAACUGACCCCUUGGACUAUUACAGCGCCUCAGUAGCUUCACAAGGCGUAUUGGUAUUUAUAGAUGACUCGUAUAAUCUACCAGACUUGGAUUCACCUGUUCGUAUGGUGAAUCCCUCUAGUGAGGUGUUCAUAGCGUUGUCGCCAGAACGCACCUAUUCAACCCCGGGCGUCAAAGGGUUCCCCCCUGAACAACGUCAGUGCUACUUCAAGGAUGAGGUUAAAAUUGCGAACUUUCGUCAGUAUUCAUUUCAUAACUGCAUUGUGUACCGUAAGCUUAAGAGCAUCAAAGAUGCCUGCAAUUGCGCACCAUUUUUUUUAUCGAAAGAUUAUUACAGGACUUGCAACUUUUACGAUUUAGAUUGUCUGGAGACUGUUUUAUGGCCGAAAAGCAUUAAAAAUCAUAAUACCACGUUAGUUGACGAUCUACACUGCUUACCAGAAUGUGAACACUUCGAUUACCCAUUGGAAGUUGCUCUCGGUAAACUUGCUUCAAAUAUGCAUUUGAAUCGUCUGCCUUUUUUUAAUGAAGUUGAUUUAGUGAAUCAAUCUGUAUUGAAUGUAUUCUUCAACGACUUGGUAUCGACCAGAUAUAGACGUGAUGUAUAUUUAAAUUGGCAAAAUAUCUUAGCUGCGUUCGGUGGCCUCCUUAGCCUGAUGCUUGGCUUCACUUUGAUAUCUGGGUUUGAUUUAGUUAUAUUUCUUGUACUACAUGUCUUCUACGGGCUUAUUCAGAUAAUUUUCGUAUAUAAAAAUAAAUAUGUGCAAAAAAUUAACGUUCAAGAGCGUAAUUCCCACAAGGAAGCUUGGAUAAUGCCAAGACCGACGGAUGCCAUCGACAGGAAGACACGCAAUGAUCCGCUUUACUCAAACAUACAUUACUAUUAACGUUUUGAGAAAUGUAAAUAUCUAAUCGAUUACGGAAUCGUAUUGUUUAUCUUGGCAAUUUAUCAUGGUAUCCUACACUUAGAAAAAGUAAAUAAAAUUAAACAAGCACGAUUAA
This is a messenger RNA of Bombyx mori (domestic silkworm), 2087 nucleotides long. RefSeq names its product sodium channel protein Nach. The transcript is spliced from 10 exons. Gene Ontology annotation, cellular component: plasma membrane. Lineage: Eukaryota; Metazoa; Arthropoda; Insecta; Lepidoptera; Bombycidae. Gene Ontology annotation, biological process: sodium ion transmembrane transport. The record is from RefSeq and is a predicted model, not a curated record. Gene Ontology annotation, molecular function: nucleic acid binding; ligand-gated sodium channel activity. The coding region runs from base 212 to 1972 and encodes 586 amino acids.